AUGAAGUUCACCCUCGGAGCUCUUGCUCCUUUCCUUCCCCUCGUCUCUCUCUUCGCCCCGGCCGCCCAGGCCGCGAGCAAUGACACGACGCCCAUGCAGAUCAGGCUGGCGUACGCCGGCCCCACGGGCAUGGUCGUGAGCUGGAACACUUACGCUCAGUUGUCACAGCCCACGGUGCGCUAUGGACUGUCGGCCACGGACCUGAACCUCACCGCCUCCUCCAACGAGUCGGUCACGUACACCACGUCGACGACGUACAACAACCAUGUUAAGAUCACCGGCCUGAAGCCCAACACCCAGUACUUCUACCAGCCUCAAAACAGCAACUCGUCCACUCCGUUCACUUUCAAGACCAGUAUCCCUGCUGGGGAUAGCACCCCGUAUUCCGUCAGGAUGGUGGUGGACUUGGGGCUGAUGGGCCCGCAAGGCUUGACCACCCACGUGGGAAAAGGCGCCGCCAACCCAUUGGGGCCAAACGACAAGAACACCAUCCAAUCAGUGCUUGAGGAUGACUCGGACUAUGAAUUUCUGUGGCAUCCCGGUGACAUUGCAUAUGCCGACUACUGGUUGAAAGAGGAAAUCCAAGGCUUCCUCCCCAACACGACCAUUGAAGGCGGAAUCGAGGUUUAUGAAUCGUUGCUCAACCAAUUCUACGACGAGAUGACGCCCAUCACGUCCAACAAGGCAUACAUGGUCGGCCCAGGAAACCACGAAGCCAACUGUGACAACGGUGGCACGACCGACUCAGCACACAACAUCACCUACGACGUGUCCAUCUGUAUGCCGGGCCAGACGAACUUCACGGGCUUUAUCAACCAUUUCCGCAUGCCCAGCAGCGAGUCCAAAGGCUUUGGGAACUUUUGGUAUUCAUUCGACCAUGGCAUGACCCACUACGUCCAGCUCGACACCGAGACCGAUAUUGGUCAUGGCCUGGUCGCUCCAGAUGAGCCAGGUGGGAGCGAAGGAGAAGACGCCGGUCCGUUCGCCCGACGAGACGCCCAAUUGAACUGGUUGGAAAGCGAUCUGGCCGCAGUCAACCGAACCGAGACUCCUUGGAUCGUCGUUGCCGGCCAUCGCCCAUGGUACGUCAGCGCCAAGAACCGCAGCAGCACGCUGUGCGAAGACUGCCGACACGUAUUCGAGCCCAUCUUCCUCAACUACAGCGUCGACCUGGUCCUCUCCGGUCAUGUUCACGUGUACGAGCGCAACGCCCCCGUGGCCUACACGAACCCGGACCCGGCCGAGCUCAACAACCCCAAAGCCCCCUGGUACAUCACCAACGGCGCGGCGGGCCACUACGACGGCCUGGACGACUUUGUGCUCCCGCUGCAGCCGUACUCGCGCUUCGCCACCGACAAGGUGUACGGCUGGAGCAAGCUCACCUUCCACAACUGCACGCAUCUGACCCACGACUUUGUCGCCAGUGCCAAUGGCACCGUGCUGGAUACGGCGACCUUGUACAAGAAUCGCACUUGCGCCGUCGAGGCGAAGACGCCGCCGUCGUCGUCUUCUUCGUCCGGGAGCACGGCCACUUCGAGCGGCGCCGCCGCCGCCACGUACACGGGUGCCGCGGGCGUCGUGGAGUCUUCGCUCGAGGCCGUCAUGGGUCUGGCAAUGCUUGUUGUCGCCUAUGUCAGCUUGGUCUAA
Molecule: messenger RNA, 1647 nt
Organism: Capronia epimyces CBS 606.96
Lineage: Eukaryota; Fungi; Ascomycota; Eurotiomycetes; Chaetothyriales; Herpotrichiellaceae
Exons: 4
Coding region: 1-1647 (548 amino acids)
Molecular function (GO): metal ion binding; acid phosphatase activity; protein binding
Source: RefSeq, a predicted model, not a curated record